This is a messenger RNA of Suillus discolor, 501 nucleotides long. RefSeq lists its product as uncharacterized. The transcript is spliced from 3 exons. The record is from RefSeq and is a predicted model, not a curated record. NCBI's taxonomy places the organism in Eukaryota, Fungi, Basidiomycota, Agaricomycetes, Boletales, Suillaceae. Bases 1 to 501 code for a protein of 166 amino acids.
AUGAGUUCUGAAUCCAAGGGCUGGCUCCCAACAUCAUCUUCCAAUACUACCAGUACCUUCAUUCCCCCUGCAAAACAAUGUUUACAACAACAACUUCAGAAACCAGCAAAACCUACUAUCACAUCUCCAAUGGAAAGACAACUUCCAGAAAAACAAGUGCUUGCAGACCUCAAAGCAGCAAUACAAGCAAGACUCAACCUUACAGAUGAUAAUCAAGCCAGCCUAAGCUUAGAGCACUGUGCAGUCAUUCUUGAAGCUCUACAAAAUCCUCAAUCAAAUACUAUCAUAGGUCGCUUUGUCAUUGUCAUUGAGCGAUACCUGACACCCUUCAAGGUCAUCAUUGGUAUCACACCUGCAGAGUACACAGCAGUAUUAGCAUUUACAUCUGAAGAGAGAGAUUUUGAAGUUCAAGCAAAAUUCACCUAUUUUGAGGACACCCAAGAACUUCAGAUCAUGCCUCCCCUCCCCAUUGUUAAGAACGUGCUCAAGGGUCGGAUCUGA